UAGUUACCAAUCAACACAUUCGUUGUGUCGCUUGUUGGUCGAACCUCGACACUAGAGUCUAGCAAUAUGUCAGCUCGCGGUGCUAAAAAGAAGAAGGCAACGUCGAAAUCGGCUAAAGCCGGGGUUUUAUUCCCUGUGGCUAGGAUGAGAAGAUACCUGAAAAACAUGACACACCAUUAUCGUAUUGGGUCCGGGGCACCUGUGUACAUGGCGGCCGUCAUAGAGUAUCUCACCGCUGAAAUAUUGGAGCUUGCUGGUAACGCAGCUCGAGACAACAAGAAGAGUCGAGUCACACCUAGGCAUAUUUUACUGGCAGUGGCCAAUGAUGAAGAACUCAAUCAGUUACUAAAACAUGUGACAAUUGCCAAUGGCGGUGUGCUUCCUCGAAUACAACCAGAACUUCUCAUGAGGAAAAAAGGCUCUAAAUUCCAGAUGAAUUCUGAACCUCCUAAACUAUCUAUACAAACCAAUGCAACUAAAUCCAAAAGUCCAUCAAAACAGAAUGACACUCCAAGUUCAUCGAAAAAAGCAAAAGUCAAGGUCGCACCGAAAGUUGUGAGAGCACCUCUUAAACCAGCAGCUAAGCCAGGAAAGUCAGGAAAAAUAGCUAAGGUCAAGCCUGCAUUGAAGGGUAUCACAGGAUCUGCUGAAGCUGUGGCUGCGACAGCUGCUGGGAACUUCACAAUACUGUCAGAGAAAAAGCUGUUUCUGGGACAGAAGAUGACGGUGAUACAAGGGGACCUUGUUAAAAUCAUGGCUGAUGCCAUUGUACAUCCAACCAGUUCUGCCUUCUACAUGGGGGGUGAAGUAGGGUCUGCUAUUGAGAAAGCUGGUGGGAAGGAGUUCCGCAAAGAAGUUGAUGAACUAUAUAAAUCCAAUGGUGCUUUGGACACAGCAGGAGCUGCCAUAUGUCCGGGACAUCAGUUUCCUGCCAAGUUUGUAGUCCACUGUAAUGGACCUCAGUGGAGUUCCAGUAAUCCACAUCAGUUGUUAGAGAAAACCGUCAAGAAUUGCCUUACCUUGGCAGACGAAAAGAACCUUAAAAGUAUUGCAUUUCCCUCUAUUGGGAGUGGACGUGCGGGGUUUCCCAAACAAACGGCAGCACAGAUUAUCCUGAAGGCCAUCAGUAACUACUUUGUCACCGUCAUGAGCAGCUCUCUGAAGCAAGUGUACUUUGUACUGUAUGACAUGGAGAGCAUCGGUGUGUAUACCAGCGAACUGGCUAAAUUAGACUCCUAGAUGUUUCCUACAAUAACGGCCAUAGAGGAGACUCAUCAACACUCAGCAGGAAGGAAACUUGUUUGUUUUUCUCUCUAACUGUCCUGUAGCCUUCCAAAGCUUUGUGUCGUAAAUUUAGUUAGAAAUUAUUUAACUUGAUGGCUAUUCAGAUAACAGUGACUGUUUUGAGAGUCUUUUUUUUUUUCAAAUUUGAUUAAUAAGGUCAAAUAUUACUGAAGUAUGUCAGGGGUACAUGAGUAAAGUAAGCAAUAGAUGAACACUAACCUUGAAAAACAAUGUUGUAGCUGGUGGGUCAUUUUAGCUUGGUUUCAUAUAUCAUUUAAAAAAGAAUAUUACAUCAAUACAUCAUGAAAGGAAUAUGUAUUUAUAAUUGUAUUUUAAUGUGCUUAAGAAAAAAACAUUUAAGGAAACAAUCAUUAACAGUGAUGGUCAUUGACUUACUGAUAUCAGUAUUUGGAAUUAUAUAUAAACUUUAUUUAUUUGACAACAAUUAUGAAACAGUUUAUUUCAACUUUUAUUAAUCACUCUUGU
Mizuhopecten yessoensis (Yesso scallop) is the source of this 1770-nucleotide messenger RNA. RefSeq names its product core histone macro-H2A.1-like. The transcript is spliced from 8 exons. The record is from RefSeq and is a predicted model, not a curated record. Gene Ontology annotation, molecular function: DNA binding; structural constituent of chromatin; protein heterodimerization activity. Bases 67 to 1239 code for a protein of 390 amino acids. Lineage: Eukaryota; Metazoa; Mollusca; Bivalvia; Pectinida; Pectinidae. Gene Ontology annotation, cellular component: nucleosome.